Messenger RNA from Stylonychia lemnae, 747 nucleotides. The record is from the annotation of a GenBank genome assembly. NCBI's taxonomy places the organism in Eukaryota, Ciliophora, Spirotrichea, Sporadotrichida, Oxytrichidae.
AUGGAGCGUGAUUUAGAUUAAAAUAUCAGAUCCAACAAGAACCCCAUCAACAUUUCCUCUAAGUUUUUCGAUAAAUAAACCAGGAUAGAAGUAGUAGUAGAGGUUGUUGUAGAUGAAGUAGUGGGAGCUGGUGUUGUAGAUGUUGAAGUUGUAGUAGUUGAAGAAGAUGAGGUAGUAGUUGUUGUUGUUGUAGGGGUUGGAGUUGUCGUUGUAGAUGUAGUUGUAGUUGUUGUAGAAGACGUCGUAGUAGUUGUAGAUGUUGUUGUAGUUGAUGUAGAUGUUGUAGUUGUUGUAGUGGUUGUAGUACUGGUGGUUGUAGUAGUGGUAGUUGUAGUAGUGGUUGUCGUAGUAGUGCUGGUGGUUGUAGUAGUAGUGGUAGUUGUAGUUGUUGUGGUGGUGGUGGUUGUAGUUGUCGUUGUCGUGGUGGUGGUUGUGGUAGUGGUAGUUGUCGAGGUAGUAGUCGUUGAUAUGGUUGUAGUUUAAAGAUCACAAGAAUUUCCAUUUUUAUUGUAAAUCCAAAAGGCUGCAGUUUCAUAAGUUUAACCAUUGUAAAUUAAUUUUAACCUAAAGUUCCAUACAGUUGAAUAAGUAUUUUUCAAUGUCAAGACCCCCGUUGCGGUAUCGAUACUAAAUUUUGAUGAAUCACAAGAAGUUGCACAGGUAACACCGUAUGUAUAAGAUAGAGGAGUACAUACAUUGCCACUUAAAUCUUUUAAGACAAUCAAAGAACUAAGAGAGAAGUACUGA